Elephantulus edwardii (Cape elephant shrew) is the source of this 1260-nucleotide messenger RNA. RefSeq names its product thyroxine-binding globulin-like. Gene Ontology annotation, biological process: negative regulation of endopeptidase activity. The record is from RefSeq and is a predicted model, not a curated record. The transcript is spliced from 4 exons. NCBI's taxonomy places the organism in Eukaryota, Metazoa, Chordata, Mammalia, Macroscelidea, Macroscelididae. Bases 1 to 1260 code for a protein of 419 amino acids. Gene Ontology annotation, molecular function: serine-type endopeptidase inhibitor activity.
AUGCCAUCGUCCCUCUAUCUGGUUUUGUUGUUACUUGGGCUUCAUGUGACAACCUAUUGUGCAUCACCUAUCAUCUCAGAAGGCAAAGUAACCACCUGCCGUUACCCCCAACCAAAUGUCACUCUCUAUAAGAUGUCAUCCAACAAUGCUGACUUUGCAUUCAACCUGUACCGGAGGUUCACUGUGGAAAUCCCAAAUCAGAACAUCUUCUUUUCCCCUGUGAGCAUUUCUGCUGCUUUGGUCAUGCUCUCCUUUGGGGCCUCAUCCAGCACCCAAACUCAGGUCCUGGAAAGCUUGGGUUUCAACCUCACUGUUACUCCAGUGGCAGAGAUCCAGCAGGGCUUCCAGUACAUCAUCUGUUCAUUGAAUUUUCCAAAGAAGGAGCUGAAAUUGCACAUGGGAAAUGUUCUCUUCAUUGGGAAGCAGCUGAAACCACUCGCAAAAUUCUUGGAUGAUGUCAACAACCUUUAUGAGACUGAAGUCUUAUCUACCGACUUCUCCAAUAUUUCUGCAGCCAAGCAGGAGAUCAAUAGUCAUGUGGAGAAACAAACCAAAGGGAAAGUUGUGAACCUCAUCCAAGAUCUCAAACCACGCACCAUCAUGGUCCUGGUGAAUUAUAUUUGCUUUACAGCCCAGUGGGCAAAUCCUUUUGAUCCAUCUAAAACAGAAGAGGGUUCCAGCUUCUUUUUGGACAAGACCACCACAGUACAAGUGCCAAUGAUGCACCAGAUGGACCAAUACUAUCAUCUAGUGGAUACAGAUCUUAACUGCACAGUGGUGCAAAUGGACUUCAGUGAGAAAGCUCUGGCACUCUUUGUCCUUCCCAUAAAGAACAAUAUGGAGUGGGUGGAAAGAUCCAUGUCAUCUAAAACACUGAAAAAGUGGAACCGCUUACUCCAGAAAGGAUGGGUCGAUUUAUUUGUUCCAAAAGUUUCCAUUUCUGGCACAUAUGACCUCGGAGUCACCCUUAUGAAGAUGGGCAUCCAAGAUGCCUUUACUGAUCAUGCAGAUUUUCCUGGGCUUACAGAAGACAGUGGCCUGAAACUUUCCAAAGCUGCUCAUAAGGCAGUGCUGAACAUUGGUGAAGAGGGAACCGAAGGUGUACCUGUCCCUGAAGAAAGAUCCCUGGACCAGUCCGAGAUGACUCACCUUCACCAUAUCAUCCAAUUUAAUAGGCCCUUCAUUCUGCUGAUUUUGGAAAAAACAACCAGAAGUAUUCUUUUUCUAGGGAAAAUUGUAGACCCAAUGCAAGCAGCGUAG